UAGGUUUGAAAAAAUGGCACCACCAAAUCUUUCUGUUAUCGACUUUUCGGUGAAAAAUAUAUAUAUAAAAGAAAUUGGUUUGAAGAUAACAUCGUAUUAGAAUCCUAGUUUUGAAAAAAUGGCACCACCAAAGCUUUCUGUUAUCGGCUUUUCGUUGAAAAACCUAAUCCCUAACUCAAGCUCAUGGAUCACAACGUGCAGCGAAGCUAUGCAUGCGCUUGAAGAACACGGGGCUUUCAUAGCCAAGUACGACGGUGUGCCUCAGGAACUUGACGACGCGAUUUUCCUUGCAUCACGAGACCUAUUUGAUCUUCCUACCGAUGUUAAACUCCUAAACACUACAGACACACCAUAUCAUGGUUACACUGGGCAAAUUCCCUCCAUGCCUCUUUUCGAAAGCUUAGGCAUUGAGAACGCAACAACUACAGGAGGAGUUGAAAAAAUCACAAAAGUCAUGUGGCCUUCUGGAAAUGAAAACUUUAGUAAAAGUGUUUUGAUGUUCUCCAAAGCUGUAGCAGAACUAUAUCAGAUAGUGAUGCGGAUGGUAGCGAAAAGCUAUGGAAUAGAAGAAAAUUGUGAGUCGCUCCUUGAGUCCUCAGUUCAUGUUCUUCGAUUCAUGAAGUACUUAUGCCCUCAGGGGGACGAGGGAAAUCCUCUAGGUGUUGUUCCUCACACUGAUAUUAGUUUCAUGACAAUUCUUCAUGAAAAACAAGUAAAGGGUCUGCAGAUAAAGACUAAGGAAGGACAGUGGAUCGAAGUUGAUCCUUCACCUUCAUCGUUCAUAGUCAUGGCAGGCGAUGUUUGCAUGGCAUGGACAAAUGGAAGAAUCGAAGCACCGUAUCACAGGGUUAUGAUGCAGGGAAAAGAAGAGCGAUAUUCGCUGGGGAUAUUUACUUUUAUUAGGGAUCUGAACAUACAGAUACCUCAAAAACUCAUUGAUGAAGACAACCCACCACGGUUUAAGGAAUUUGAUCACUACAAGUACAUCCAUUACCAUCGAUACACCAACGACGGGAAGAAAUCGGAGUGCCCCAUAGAAUCCUACUGUGGAAUUAAUUGAGGCUGUAAUUGUUCAAAAUAAAGGUGCCACCACAUGUUUGUUGGAUCAUAUGCAUGUCUCUUUCAAGUUGUUUCUCUAUUCAAAUAGUAUUUAUAGAAUAAAUACAUAUAAGUUGUGUAAACAUCUUCAAUAUAAAGGUGUCACAACUACGACAUAAGCUUUGAUUACCACCACUAGGUCAUGCUAAGUUUGUAAGCAUAUAAUGAUUAUAAAUGCAGGAAAAAUGCAAAUA
Molecule: messenger RNA, 1292 nt
Organism: Lactuca sativa (garden lettuce)
Lineage: Eukaryota; Viridiplantae; Streptophyta; Magnoliopsida; Asterales; Asteraceae
Product: putative 2-oxoglutarate-dependent dioxygenase AOP1
Source: RefSeq, a predicted model, not a curated record